Nannospalax galili (Upper Galilee mountains blind mole rat) is the source of this 2277-nucleotide messenger RNA. RefSeq names its product ADAM metallopeptidase domain 29 (gene Adam29). Gene Ontology annotation, biological process: proteolysis; male gonad development. The record is from RefSeq and is a predicted model, not a curated record. The coding region runs from base 1 to 2277 and encodes 758 amino acids. Gene Ontology annotation, molecular function: metalloendopeptidase activity. NCBI's taxonomy places the organism in Eukaryota, Metazoa, Chordata, Mammalia, Rodentia, Spalacidae. Gene Ontology annotation, cellular component: sperm head plasma membrane; external side of plasma membrane; plasma membrane. The transcript has a single exon.
AUGACUGUGAUUAAAGCCGUAUUAUACAUGAGGAUCUUGCUAGUGAUACGAUGGUUUGGGAUGAUUUUAUCUUUUACUGGAUUCACCCAAGCUGGACAUCAGCACUACCACAGUCCCACAGAAGUGGUGAUUCCCUUGAAGCUAACUGGAAAAGCCAGAGGUAUGAGGCCUCCAGGUUGGAUUUCCUAUAGCCUGAGACUUGAGGGCCAGAGACACAUUAUCCAUAUGAAGGUCAAGAAUUUUCUUCUUCCCAAACACCUCCCAGUGUUCAGCUACACUGAUCAGGGUGCUCUGCUUGAAGAUGACCCUUUUAUACAGGAUGAUUGCUACUAUCAUGGUUAUGUGGAAGGGGACUCAGAAUCAUUAGUUUCCCUUAAUACCUGUUUUGGAGGAUUUCAAGGAAUAUUUGAGAUAAAUAACACUGCUUAUGAAAUCAUGCCCUUGAAGUUUUCUAAGACAUUUGAACAUCUAGUAUAUAAGAUGGUCAGUAAAAAAACACAGUCUGUAACCAGUUCCGGCCUUAUGGAAGACAAAAUAACAUGCCAAGUAGACUUUCAAAAGACUGAUAGUGCCACUCUGAGGAAAAAUAGUUAUGAAGGCUGGUGGGUCCAUUUUAGAAUUAUUGAAUUAGUAGUGGUUAUUGAAAAGGGUCUAUAUGAGCACUAUGGAAGAAAUGACUCAGUAUUGCUUGCAAAUCUAUACACUAUAGUAAAUAUAGUGGAUUCCAUUUACGAUGCUCUCAGUAUUAAAGUAUUAUUGGUUGGUUUGGAGAUUUGGACUACAAGAAACCAAAUUAUAAUAGAUGAUGUAAGAAAAUCUCUAAGGAUAUAUUGCAAGUGGAAAUAUGAGAACAUUCAGAAUAGACUAAAGCAUGACACUGCACAUCUUUUCAUAAAUAGGCACUUAAGAGGAUUAAGUGGCCUAGGUAAAACAGGUGGGAUGUGUGACCAACCUCAUAGUUGUGCAAUUGUUACUUUCAUAGACAGAACUUUGGCCAUUUCUGCAAUUGCUGUGGCCCAUCACUUGGGCCAUAAUUUGGGCAUGAACCAUGAUGAACAUUGGUGUACAUGUGGAAAACCUCAAUGCAUAAUGCACAUAGAUAAUCCACCAAUAACUAAAUUUAGCAAUUGUAGUUAUAAUUCCUUUUGGGGCUACAUUAUUAAAAGCACAAACUGUUUGAUGGAAAAUAUGUACACAAAGGAUAUCUUUAAUGUAACACGCUGUGGGAAUGGUGUUGUUGAAGAACAAGAGGAAUGUGACUGUGGAUCUUUACAGCACUGUGUGAAAGAUCUCUGUUGUAUGUCAAACUGCACUCUGAGUAUGGGAUCUACUUGUGCCUUUGGACUUUGCUGUAAAAACUGCCAGUUUUUACCAUCAGGGGAAGUGUGUAGAAAAGAGACAAACAUUUGUGAUCUUCCAGAGUGGUGCAAUGGAACUUCCAAUAAGUGUCCAGAUGAUGUAUAUGUGGAAGAUGGAAUUCCUUGUAAUGAUUCAGCCUACUGCUAUGAAAAGCGAUGUAAUGACCGCAAUGAACAGUGUAGGCAGAUUUUUGGCCAUGAGGCAAAGACUACAAAUCCGAGUUGCUACAAAGAAAUGAACACCAAAGGUGAUCGUUUUGGCAACUGUGGUAUUCAGGGAGUUAAGUAUAUAAAAUGUGAUGAUAAGGAUGUCCUGUGCGGGAGAAUUCAGUGUGAAAAUGUGACAACAGUUCCUAAUAUGAAAAGUCACCACACUCUACACUUUGCUCAUAUCAAUGACAUGACCUGCUGGGGUACCGAUUAUCACCUUGGGACAGGUUUAACUGACAUUGGUGAUGUGAAAGAUGGCACAGAAUGUGGCCCAGAACAUAUCUGCAUCCGUAGGCACUGUGUGCAUAUAUCUGCUUUGGACAGCAAUUGCUCACCUGAAUUCUGUAAUAAGAGAGGCAUCUGCAACAAUAAACAUCACUGCCAUUGCAACUAUUUGUAUGAUCCUCCUAACUGCUUGACCGAAGGCUUUGGAGGCAGUGUUGACAGCGGCCCACCUCCAAGGACAGAGAAGAACAAGAUGUUUUGUUACCUGUGUCUCUUGUUGAUCAUUAUUUUGCUUAUUUUAUUGUGUUGUCUUUUUUGCCUUGUUUUCCCUCGAAAGAAAAAGCUCAAAAGUGAGACAGCAAAGCCCAAAGUUCAGAGCAAUGUACACAGUCAACCUAGCUCACUGCAUUCCCAGAGUCUGCCUCCAUCAAGAAAGUCAUCAAUAACACCUCCAAGAGUGUCAUCCAAAAAAAGUGUCCAUUAA